Molecule: messenger RNA, 561 nt
Organism: Cornus florida
Lineage: Eukaryota; Viridiplantae; Streptophyta; Magnoliopsida; Cornales; Cornaceae
Exons: 1
Coding region: 1-561 (186 amino acids)
Source: RefSeq, a predicted model, not a curated record
AUGGAGACGCAGAAGGCAGAGUUAGAAGCACUGAAGCUGAAGGAUUUGAAAGAGAAAAACUAUCUUUUCCAGGCAAUUGAUCGUUCUACUUUAGAGAUAAUUAUUUGUAAAGAAACCUCCAAUCAAAUUUGGGACUCUAUGAAAACGAAAUUCCAGGGGACAGCAAAGGCAAAGCGAGCACAACUUCAAGCACUUCGCGCUGAUUUUAAGACUUUACACAUGAAGAUAGGAGAGUUGGUUUUAGAUUACUUCUCGAGGAUGAUGGCAAUUGCAAACAAGAUACAGAUUCAUGGCGAACAUCUGGAGGAUGUCACUAUAAUUGAGAAUAGUCUUCGAUUUAUGACAAUAAAAUUCAAUUAUGUUGUUUGCUCGAUUGAGGGAUCUAAUGAUACUGUUGUACUUUCAAUUGAUGAAUUGCAGAGUUCUUUGUUGGUUCAUAAGCAAAAAAUAAAUUUACAAGACAAGGAGGAGCAACCAUUAAAAGUCUCAUCUAAUAAUAAUUUUUCCAUCUCAAAUAGAGGAGGCCGAAGAAGAGGCAAAGGCAGAGGAAGCAAUGAUUGA